This is a messenger RNA of Psylliodes chrysocephalus, 1533 nucleotides long. NCBI's taxonomy places the organism in Eukaryota, Metazoa, Arthropoda, Insecta, Coleoptera, Chrysomelidae. The record is from the annotation of a GenBank genome assembly.
AUGGCAAUUAAAACAAUUUUACGAACUUUACGCUCUGGUUAUCAAUAUCAAUAUCCAUUCAAACGAGCCAGUUCCUAUUUACAACAAAGGAUGUUUUCUACAGAAACUGAUAUGGUUGCACCUUUUACUUCAAGUGCAACCUCCGAUGCACAGGAAAACAUUCCCACCGUUCCUGAAUUAAAACUUGCUAUAAGCAAGGAUAUGGGAGUUGAUAAAGGUUAUGAUCCAUUUCGCAAAGACCGUUCUCACUUGUUGAAAUAUUUACCAAAAACCCAGGCUGAGUUACCGAAACGCGCCAUGAGAGAUAGCUUUUUAGUUGGAAUCAUACCACUUUCCAAAGACAAAGGUUUACAAGAUAAAUACACAACAUUUUUAGGACAAGUUAGAAUUGGAAGACUAUUGGAAGAUAUGGAUAUUUUUGCUGUAAUGGUGGUACACAAGCAUAUAUAUAAUCCAAACCAACCUAAGAACGAAACGUUUCCAUAUACAUUAGUAACAGCUCAUGUAGACAAAAUAGAUUUCACCGAAUUUUUGCCUAAGACAGAACAAGAUAUAAAAAUUUCCGGUCACGUAAGCUGGGUGGGCAAAUCUUCUCUAGAAGUAGUCGUUUGGUUAGAGCAAUUAAUGCACGGUACUUGGCAUCGAAUUACUAGAGCUUUAUUCUUAAUGGCAGCCAGAGAUUCGAACAAUAAACAAGCAGGAAUUGUUAAUCCUCUCGAACCGGCUGACGAUAGAGAAAGGGAAAUUUUAUCGGGAGGAGAAACUAGAAAAAAGAGGCGGAUGUUGCUGCACCAGAUGCAUGUAUCUAAGUUGAUUCCGGACGCCGAAGAGCAACAACUCAUUCAUAAUUUAUAUAUCCGUACUACAGACAAAGAUAGCAGCCUCAGGAAGGUCCUUCCUACCGGCUGCGUUUGGAUGACCAACGCCACCAUGUCAAAUGUCGUUUUUUCGCACCCCGAAGAACGUAAUAUGCACAACGCGGUAUUCGGAGGUUUCAUUAUGCGCAUGGCCGAAGAACUCGCGUGGGUUUUGGGAUUCACUUACAGUAAAUACAGACCGGUGCUGAAAAGUAUCAGCGAUAUCAGUUUUCAGAAACCGAUCGCUGUCAGUUCUUUAAUACGAAUGCACGCCAGUGUCGUUUAUACUCAGUUGAAUUUCAUGCAAAUAAUUGUUCACGUCGAAGUUUACAAUUCUAUAACAGGGGAAAACGACACUACGAACACUUUGCAUUUUACGUUCCAAGUACCGGAACUCGUCAACGAGGUCAUUCCGCAGACUUACCACGAAGCCAUGAUGUACAUUGAUGGUAGACGACAUUUCGAAAGCGUUAUGGGAAAAUCCAGUUUUCCUCAUAAAUUAUAAUUUGCGAACGAAGUAUUAAUCGAAAAUAAUUGUGAUUGUUAAGUUUAAAGAUUUUAUUUUAGUUAAUCGAUAAAUAAAUCAAGGCAUUAUGAUAUUUUGCAAGUCUUUGAGAUCCAUAUUUAUAAACCGCACUUGUCUGAGCGCAUCCUUUAAUGAAAAUCGAAGUUCAGG